CCGUCGGGCUUUGUCAGACCCCUUCAGCCUCCGCCGCCGGUAGCUGCUCUGCCACCAGCUCUAGUGCCACCUCGGGCCGGCGGCUCGGCGCGGCUCCUCCAGCUGGGCAGGAGGCGGCUGAACGGGGGCGGAGGUUGGGGGGAAGGCAUCGAAGCCGUCGAAUUCCGCUCAUCUUGAGCAUCUCCAUGGGGUCUGCCCACUCCGUCCAUGCCCUUUAAGAGAACGUCCAGUGCAACGGCUGCACCGAAGGCACAAUCGUAGCCUUGUAUUUAACAGGACUUUGUCUUCCUGGAGAACCACCUUCGGUGUAAAGCUGGAAAUAGCUUGUCUUUAAAUUCCAUCUCUUAGUUUUCCAUUUUGUUGCACUUUAGAGGAACACCAAGAAACCAUGAACAACUUUAGCAAUGACGAAUUUAACUUCAGUUUCCUUGAUGAGGGCUUUACUGCUAAGGACAUUCUGGACCAGAAAAUUAAUGAAGUUUCUUCUUCUGAUGAUAAGGAUGCCUUCUAUGUUGCUGACCUUGGUGACAUCCUAAAGAAACAUCUGCGAUGGUACAAAGCUCUUCCUCGAGUAACUCCUUUUUAUGCUGUUAAAUGUAAUGACAGCAGAGCUGUAGUGAAGACACUUGCUGCUUUAGGAGCAGGAUUUGAUUGUGCUAGCAAGACUGAAAUACAAUUAGUACAAAGUCUUGGGGUACCUCCAGAAAGGAUAAUAUAUGCAAAUCCAUGCAAACAGGUGUCACAAAUUAAGUAUGCUGCCAACAAUGGAGUACAAAUGAUGACUUUUGAUAGUGAAGUAGAGCUAAUGAAAGUUGCCAGAGCUCAUCCAAAGGCAAAGCUGGUUUUGAGGAUUGCCACUGAUGACUCCAAAGCUGUCUGUCGUCUUAGUGUUAAAUUUGGUGCCACUCUCAAAAUUUGUAGGCUACUCCUUGAGCGAGCAAAGGAACUGAAUAUUGAUGUUAUUGGAGUCAGUUUCCAUGUGGGAAGUGGUUGUACUGAUCCAGAAACCUUUGUCCAAGCAGUUUCUGAUGCCCGAUGUGUCUUUGACAUGGGGGUGGAGUUUGGUUUCAACAUGUAUCUUCUUGAUAUUGGUGGUGGCUUUCCUGGCUCUGAAGAUGUAAAGCUUAAGUUUGAAGAGAUCUCAAGUGUAAUCAAUCCAGCAUUGGACAAGUAUUUUCCUUCUGACUCUGGAGUGAGAAUUAUAGCUGAACCAGGCAGAUACUAUGUUGCAUCAGCUUUCACACUUGCAGUUAACAUCAUUGCCAAAAAACUUGUAUUAAAGGAACAGACAGGUUCUGAUGAUGAAGAUGAGGCAAAUGACCAAACCUUUAUGUACUAUGUAAAUGAUGGAGUAUAUGGAUCAUUUAAUUGCAUCCUAUUUGAUCAUGCUCAUGUUAAACCUAUUCUACAAAAGAGACCCAAACCAGAUGAGAAGUAUUACUCUUGUAGCAUAUGGGGACCAACAUGUGAUGGCCUUGAUCGAAUUGUUGAACGCUGUGAUUUGCCAGAAAUGCAUGUAGGAGAUUGGAUGCUGUUUGAAAACAUGGGCGCUUAUACUGUUGCUGCUGCUUCUACUUUCAAUGGAUUCCAGACACCUACUAUCUAUUAUGUGAUGUCUGGGCCAGCAUGGCAAUGCAUGCAACAAAUCAAGAACCAAGGUUUUCCGGCAGAAGUAGAGGAUCAGGAUAUCAACACUUUGCCAUUAUCUUGUGCUUGGGAAAGUGGAAUGGAACAUCACUCAACAACUUGUACUUCAGCUAGUAUUAAUGUAUAGAUGCUGUUUGUAGGCAUUAAUUGCAAGUUUAGCUUGAAUUAGAGCAUUUUGGGGGACCAUUAACUUAAUUCCUGCUAGAGUUAUUAAAUGUUUUAAGAAUAGGGUUGGCACAAAUGCAACAAUAUGGAAGACUAAGAGAUGGGGUCACACUUAUCUGUGUUCCUAUGGAAACUAUUUGAAUAUUUGUUUUAUAUGGAUUUUUAUUCACUUUUCAAAUAUGCUUCUAAAGAUUGCCCCUCAGCUGCUAAGCAAGCAUUUGUAGCUUGUACAGUGGCAGAAUGGGAUUGAGCUUAGUGUUGUGACCUGUUUUAAAAUAAAAAUAUAUUGAAAUAAUUAGGUAUCGGAAAUUCUUAUGAUCAUUAAAAACUGGUUUGCAUAUAAUGCCAUUAAGACAAGUAACCAUAAAUACAUAGAGUGAAUUCAAUUUCUUCAAUUAAAGGUUUCAGCCAAGGAUUUCUUUUCUCUGGGGGGUAGGGGGUAGUGGAGGCGUAUAUAUUUUGAACUCCCAUUGUAAUAUCUGUCAAGAUCUUAGGCAUUUCUAUUUUGAAGUCCUGUACUUAAGAUGCAAAAGAUGUCAGAAUGAGUUCAAUUUCUGUCCUGCUAGGAAAGAAGGCUAUCAGGUAGAAGGACUGAGAUAUAAUCAAUUGAAAUUCUAAAACUUCAAGGCUUUUCUGCUGCCAAAUAGUCAUUACUUGUAACUAUAAAGGUCAAAAUGAUGACCUAAGUCAGUUGGCUGUUAUCUAAUGGCUAUUUAAUGUCCUUGCAUACUUAAUUGUUGAGGUAAUGGUUAAAUAGUAAUGGUUGAGGUAAUAGUUAAUAAGGUAAUUUGAGUCAAGGCAAAAAGAUGCAUGAUGACUUAUGUCAUUUGCCUGCUUAGACCUUAAACUCUUAUUUCUUCCCCUCCUCCAUUCUCCCCAUCUUUGCUACUGGGACAACGUACAGUUGCAAAUUGAAUUAGGAAUGUAAAAUGUUUGUCAAUAGUGACAACUUAAUAAAUUCAACAGCAAUAA
Phascolarctos cinereus (koala) is the source of this 2784-nucleotide messenger RNA. It is a transcript of the gene ODC1, whose product is annotated as ornithine decarboxylase 1. Gene Ontology annotation, cellular component: cytoplasm. Lineage: Eukaryota; Metazoa; Chordata; Mammalia; Diprotodontia; Phascolarctidae. Gene Ontology annotation, molecular function: ornithine decarboxylase activity. The record is from RefSeq and is a predicted model, not a curated record.